Molecule: messenger RNA, 1472 nt
Organism: Pogoniulus pusillus (Red-fronted tinkerbird)
Lineage: Eukaryota; Metazoa; Chordata; Aves; Piciformes; Lybiidae
Gene: LIPH
Product: lipase H
Exons: 10
Coding region: 1-1356 (451 amino acids)
Biological process (GO): lipid catabolic process
Molecular function (GO): glycerophospholipase activity; carboxylic ester hydrolase activity
Source: RefSeq, a predicted model, not a curated record
AUGCUGAGCCUGUGCCUUGUGUUCAUCUGCCUCUGGAAUGGGGUGAGAGCAGACCCUGGCAAGACUUGCCCUGCCUUCACAGUUCUGGGCUUUGGCAAUGCUUUGAUGGGCACAGACCUGAAGGUGAAGCUGCUUCUCUACACCAGGCAGAACUCCAACUGUGCUGAGGAGCUCAAGUCAGCAGCCUCCAUGCACCUGGAUGUGGCCAAGAAAACCACCUUCAUCAUCCACGGCUACCGGCUCACCGGCUCGGCCCCGCGCUGGCUGCCCGACCUGCUGCAGCUGCUGCUCUCUGCAGAGGACAUGAACAUCAUCCUGGUGGACUGGAACCGGGGGGCAACCACCCUCAACUACAGCACUGCUUCCAGGAACUGCAGGAAGGUUGCUGAGACUCUGAAGAAGCUGAUUGACGAAAUGUUGAUCAACGGAGCAUCGCUUGGCUCCUUCCACAUGAUAGGAGUCAGCCUGGGAGCUCACAUCGCUGGCUUCGUGGGGCAGCUGUUUGCUGGCGCGCUGGGAAGGAUCACAGGCCUGGACCCAGCAGGUCCCUUGUACAGAGGGAAGCCGCCCGGCGAGAGGCUGGACCCUACAGAUGCCCAGUUCGUGGAUGUCAUCCACUCGGACACCGACGGGUUAGGCUACAGAGAAGCCCUGGGGCACAUCGACUUCUACCCCAACGGUGGCGCUGACCAGCCUGGCUGUCCACUCACCCUAUUCUCUGGGCUGCAGUACUUCAAAUGUGACCACCAGAGAUCUGUCUUCCUCUUCAUGGCAUCCCUGAGACAGAGCUGCAACAUCACUGCCUACCCCUGUGACUCCUACAGGAACUACAGGAAUGCCAAGUGCACCAGCUGCCAAGCCUUCUGGCCUUUGCCAUGCCCCAUCCUAGGUUACCAUGCCCACGAGUGGAAAAGCUCUCUAACCCAGCAGAGCCAGCCAGUGCCAAGCAUGUUUUUUGACACGGGAGACCAAGAGCCAUUUUGCAUUUACCACUACCUGCUGGAUGUUACCACCUGGAACAAGGACCCCCGAAGAGGCACCCUCAGCAUCACGUUAGCUGAUGGCACCGGGCAGAAGGCAGAGUCUAGAGUGAACCCGGAAGCUGCAGCCUUCCAGCAGUACAACCAAAUCACUUUGCUGCUUGGAUUCGACCAGGACAUUUCAAGGGUGGAGAGAAUCUCUUUGACCUUCACCACAGGCUCUGUCAUUGGCCCCAGGUUCAAACUCAGGAUUCUGCAGCUGAGGCUCCGCUCCCUGACAAACCCUGACAGGCCCCAGCUGUGCAGGUACGACCUCGUCCUGAAGGAGAACGCCCAGAGAACCUUCAAGCCCAUCCCGUGCCGGAGCGGGAGCUAAGGCCCGGACGUGUCACCGGCGAGCGGUGCCUGGAGGCGCUGGACCGGACGCGCUGCCAGCCGUGCGGGGACUCACCUGGAGGCCUCCCUGCAGCUGCUGCAGAGCAGGCAGGGGCU